This is a messenger RNA of Athalia rosae (coleseed sawfly), 2486 nucleotides long. RefSeq lists its product as uncharacterized. The transcript is spliced from 2 exons. The coding region runs from base 105 to 1169 and encodes 354 amino acids. The record is from RefSeq and is a predicted model, not a curated record. Gene Ontology annotation, biological process: regulation of DNA-templated transcription. NCBI's taxonomy places the organism in Eukaryota, Metazoa, Arthropoda, Insecta, Hymenoptera, Athaliidae. Gene Ontology annotation, molecular function: DNA-binding transcription factor activity.
UCAUUUUGUCUGGCCGUUAAAUAUUGAGAGCAUUGGAUUUUGUUGAAUCGGUCGAGAGUACGGUGGAUUUGUUGUACUGUCGGUAAACAUAUAUUCGUUAAGACAUGUCUUUUGGACGGCACAAGAUAUCUGGCAAACGUUAUCUCAACGUAAGCGAUAGUUCGUCAGACGAAGAAUAUCGUAGCCGUAAGAGCAGCUUCGGACACUCAGAUGAAAGUUUUGAAAACCAUUCUCAGAUAUUAAAAAAGGCGGACACAUCAACGAGCUCAUUGGACGUAAGGGUUUCCAGAAGAGGUAGAAGUACUUCAAAAAGACCGUGUAUGAACAAAAAUGCUCGAGCAGCGAGGGAGAACAGAAUACGUAAGAAAAAACAUCUCGAACAGGUAGAAAACAAGCUGUCGUUUUAUCAGCAAAAAAAUAAGAGUCUGGUAAACGUUAUUCAGAAGCAAGAUAUUGAUAUUAAGAAGUUGCAAGGCGAGGUAACUUACCUCAGGUGUAUCCUGAAAAAUGAUACAAACAUUACAGCGCUUUUGCAAUCGAUGAACGAAGGACUCAGCAAAUCAUCUAUUGCCAAAACUUCAAGACUCAGGAAUAAAUUGUGUGAUGAUAAGUCAACCCUAAAACAAAUUGUAACCAACAGGAAUGACAAUAUAGCAAAUAAUCUAUCAAUGAAAAACAUUGGAAUGAUGAAAUCACCUACAAAUAAUACAAUUGUAACUUCGGAAUCUGAUCAUACAUAUACUAUUCCCAAAGCUGAAAACAUUUUAAAACCAAAUCCCGUUCAUGGAGAUCUAAUUGGAGAUGAGCAGCACGGGAACUAUAAAGAUUCAGCAUUUGAUAAUAGUGUAUCCUUAGGUUUUAAAAAACAGACAUCUAUGACUCCACCUUCAAGCAAUUCGGAUGACUUGAUCAAUGUUAAUUUCUCAGACGCAGAAAUAAAUGAGUGGCCCGGAUUAAAUGUUGAUAUUUAUGACAAUUUGACAAACUUUGAUCAUCUAUUAAGUCCUUCUGAUACUUUGGGAAACUUAAACACUCUAUAUGAUGAAUCAAAUGUACUUGAGCAAUUCAGAGAUGCUGGUAUCUGCUUACAUGUGAAUUCUGAAAAAGUUUCCCUGGAAUUCUGCUCAAUUUGUCACAUGAACAGUCUUCACUCAACUCAAUCAUUAUAAAAAAACAUGCCAGGAGAGUUAUUUUUGUACAAUAACCGUCAACAAUCGAACUUAUUGUUCGAGGAAACUUUGGAUUGAAUUCCAGAAUGAUCGAUUCACUUGUGCUUUCUAUGAAAAAUAAGCAGCUAGUUGAUGAGUUGAUAAAUUAAUCAUUUACUAUAUUGUUGUAUAUAAUUAUUAAUUUUUGUGACUCAGAAAAUAUGCUAGAAGAUAAGGCCAACUGUUUAUAAUAUUUAUGAAAACUCACAUUAUAUUCCAUUGAGUAUAAUUAGAUUAGUACUAGCUAUAAUUUUCCUCCGAGAGUAUAAAAAAUGUUUACUUUUCCAGAACAGUCGCUUGGCAGAGUUGACCUGGCAGUUGGAAAUUUGUACAAAGUCCUUGCAUAACAAGUUUGGACUUGUUGGAGCUGCGGUUGGACCUAUUGAGUAUUGAAUAAGUUUCAGCAUGUCCACAGGUUGAGUAUGCGUAUCGACAUGAUUCUUAUGUAUUAUUGAACAUACUUUAGUUUGUCAACAAUAAUCUGAAGAAAAAAGAUAGACUAUCAAUUCACAUUCAAAUAGUGGUGACACGAUAAGACAGACUGUGAAUAAUGACGUGGAUUUGUACUAACAGCGUUGAGAAAUAUUUCACAUUACACAAUUGGUAUCAACUUUUUUAAAUUCAGAAAGAAGUUGAUAAUUUAUGCCGUAUUUUCCAUAGCUCUGUAAGAUCUUAAUCUUUUGGUACUAAAAUUGGAUUUAAAACAACUUUCUCUAAACUGUACUUUACAUUAAACUCGUGAGUCUUUGGAGCAAAAGUGUACCAUUUUUAUUUAGAUAAAUCAAGUAUUUCAAUAUGGAAUGACUAAAGAGUUUAAAAUGUUCAAGAAUUUUAUCAUUCAUCGAUUGGUGAUUUAAGUUUCAGCUACAACCUUCUGCGAUGAUUGAAUCAAAAUGGAGCCUGCUGCAGUAUCGAGUAAUCCUUGGGCAAAAUUUAUACACAAAGAAGUCGUCUCAAAUAUUUCCAAGUUUGAUAUUUCAUUUAUGAAUUUCACCGGAAUAUAAAAGAAUCAGAUUUUUAUAACGGAUUUGCUCUUAGAUCUUUUUUGAUAUACUUUCUGGAUCAUGCUGCAAUUUUUUUAUAUGAGGCCAUCUCUUUGUUGUGAAGAUAUUGCCCAGUAAAAAUGUGAGUAAGCGUUUUUAAAGCUCUCGGAGGUUUGUUAUAGAACUAAACAUAAUUUAAGCAUAGACAUUGAAUCCUGUUAAACGAUAAAAUAAUUCAUUUCUAAGGUAUGACGUAAGUGUAGAAUGGUGUUUAUUAAAAGAUAAUCACAAUUUA